GAGUAUCUCUUGCUCGUGUCGAUUAACUCUCUUUUCAACCAUCAUCAUGAUCUUGCAAAUAUUUGCUCUCUUUCGAGCGAUGAUAGGGGAUAUGUUCAUCGUUGCAUAUUGCACUCGGCUGACGAUGGGAAUUGUGCUUGCAGAAUUAUCUAUAUAGCUAUGUCGGAAGCCAUACAAGCUUUAACGAAUACUUUGGCGUCCAUGACGGAUACGUCUCAGACUCAACCUACCCAGGAGGGGUCGGAUCAAGUGCAGGUUGCACCACAGGCACCACAAGCACCAGUUGCACCGGCACCCAACCCAGAAACUCCAAUGAAGCGUCGACCUGGCCGUCCCAAAGGCAGCGGGAAGAAGCAAACGGAUUCCAGCGCCGAGCCCAAAUUGAAGCGACCUGUUGGGCGGCCGAGAAAGGAUGGGCUUCCUGCAGGUUCUGUUGGACCGAAGAGACCUCCUGGUCGUCCCAGGAAGCGUCCCCCAGGGACAUUUGCUGCUAGUUCGGCCGGCCAGAGCCCAGCGGCAUUCCCAACUUAUCCAGUAGUACCGUAUGGUGAACAAUGGCCAGCAUCGGUAUCUGCACCUCCCAUGGCAUCGUUGCCUGGAAGACCUCCUGCUCCACCUAUGGCGAUCGACCCAAGCUUGGAUUCAAACGAUUGGGCAAGUUUGCGACACAGACCAGACAUCUUCUUGCACAAUCUCGUAGCAUCACUGUCCGCUCCAAACCCGAUCCCUUCUAGCGGUGUUCCCGUUGAAGAAGCGUUCAAGGCCCAUCUAUUCUCUUUGCAGAGCAACGGCAAGAAUGGCAGCCCUUCUGCUAUUCCACAACUCUACUCCACGCUUCGGACCUUCUGGAUGCCCUCUUCCCCUGCUUAUUUCUCCUUGACAGCUUCGGCUACUACGACUCCUUCCGAAUAUCGUUUCUUCUAUUGGGAUCCGCACACAUUAGUGUUCAAUGGGAUCGCCUGCCCUGUAUGUGGAGAGGCCGUCUCCAACAAGGGUCGUAUCACAUCUGGCCCGAUCAAAGUCUACGAUCUUGGCAAGCCGUUCUUCAUCAUCGGAUGCGAGUACGCGUGUCUCUCCGAGACUUGUCGUCCUGGAAGUCCUCGAGGAGAGGGUCGGAAGUACUCCAGUACAGACGCGUCCAUUCUUCGCUCCCUUCCUGUCAAGCUCAGAGACGAGUUUCCCGCCAAGCUCAUCCAAGGUCCUCCACAUGCUCCUGAUUUAGGAAGUAGCCCCGAAGUAUGGAGCUGGCGAGGCAUGGGUGUCUCUAUCGCGCUAUGGAACAUGGUUAGGGCGUGUCUGAACGUCGGCUUGAGGAAAGAUGCAAUCCUUGCAGUCGUCAAAGGAGUCAUCGAUGGCGUGCCAGAGGAUCCCAUUCCAUCAUGGUUCCCUCCACCUCAGCAAUACGCCAUUUCUGUCGAAAGGAAACCUGACGUGGAAACCAGUGGCCAGCCUAGUGGCUCUAAUGAAUCACGAGAGGAGGGUGAGGAAGAGGAGGAUGAGGUAGAAGAGACCGUGUCUGAGGCGGCGAGGGACGUAAAAAAACCCCGAACAGGCGACUUAUGAAGGUUGGAACGUCAGCGGCGCCGCAGGCCCAAGCAAUGCAGUCGCAGGUCCAAGCGAACCCAACGGCCACCGAAACAACGAUGCCGUCAAUCCAAACCAGACAGUUCAACAACAAAUCCAACAAAGUCAACCACCGUCUCAACAACUUGAAUACCCGCCACCUCCACCGCCGCCACAACAUUUCACGACUGGUCAACAAGCACCUUACAUGUCUUUCACGCCUUACGGUGCCCCUCCAUACGCAUACGCAUACCCACCUGCUCCCCCUCCGACAAUCACGAACUCUUUGAAGCGUCCGUAUACUAUGGUUGAUGGGUCGCCUCAGGCUGAGGGGAGUGCGAGCGUGAAGAGGAUCAGACAUUGCGUCAAGUGUGGGAGUCAUGAGUGUAAGGGAAAGGGCGGGAGGGCGUUUUGUAAGAAUCCGUGUCAGGAUUGUGGACGGUUGGAGUGUAAUGGGAGGAAUAGUAAGAGACCGGAUCGGUCGUGCAAGGAUGCUUGGGAGGGGGAGCAGGCCGCGGUGGCGUAAGUUGAUAUGAUGUGGGUUGCAUUUGAAGUUAUGUUCUUUUUGUUUUUGAUUUUUCUUAAGCCUGAGAAUAUGCAAUUUUACGCAAGUAAUAGAUACCUAGGAUGAUUACUCUCGUGUUGUAUUUGUCUCUCUGAAAUUAUUUAUGCAGUUUUGAAACGAAAUACGAAAUCGUUGAAACUCUUAAGUGGCGCUCUCUUUAGGUGUAACGAGCUCGAGCUCGUUCUACAUGGCAUUUCAGAAACAAACUUCAAAGCUUCUC
Somion occarium is the source of this 2348-nucleotide messenger RNA. Lineage: Eukaryota; Fungi; Basidiomycota; Agaricomycetes; Polyporales; Cerrenaceae. The record is from the annotation of a GenBank genome assembly.